AUCGUGAUUUUCAUGUUUUCUCAUCUAAAAGUUUAUUGAUAAAAGGUUAACCUUGUGUUUAUUGAGUGGUUUCAUUUAGAAACCCCCAAAAAACAUCUAGAUAAACACUAUGUAAGGAUUACGGAGAUCACUUAAAGUAAAUUAACCGUUAUGGAGUUUGCGGAUCUAAUUGCAACACCUAAAUUGGAUGGGGUUAUUUUACACAGUCCGUUUCAUGACCCCGUAGAUGGUACUUUAUGUGUUUCGGGUCAUCAUUUGAUACUUUCUUCAAGAAAAGAGGAUGUACAAGAAUUAUGGCUGUUACAUCAAAGUAUUGAUUUAGUUGAGAAAAAACCAAAUGGUACUAAUUCAAAUUAUCAAAAUGGAGGAACGAUAAUUUUAAAAUGCAAAGAUCUCAGAAUACUCCAAUUAGAUAUCGCAGGAACUGAAGAAUUUUUAAACGUUUACGCUUCAAUCGAAAGAUUAUCCAACUUAGAAGACACCAGCUCAUUAUAUCCAUUCUUUUACCGUCCUAUGUACAAUAUUUUAGAGGAUGGUUAUACAUUAUUUAAACCAGAAAUAGAAUUUGCAAAACUUUUGGCUAGUGAUGAGUGGAGAAUAUCUCAUGUUAAUAAAAACUUUUCAGUUUGUCCAACUUACAGCUCUACAUUAAUUGUACCAAAAUCAAUUGAAGAUGAUAUGAUUAUCGCGUCAUCUAAUUUCAGGGAAGGUGGAAGAUUUCCUGUAUUGAGUUAUCGACACGAAAAUGGGGCUGUUCUUUUAAGAAGUAGUCAACCAUUAUUGAGCAACAGCAACAGAAGGUGCAGAUCUGAUGAAAAAAUUUUAAAUACAAUCUUAGGAACUGGAAAAAAAGGCUAUAUCAUUGAUACAAGAUCAACUAGCUAUGUUAAUCAAUGCAAAUCGAAAGGAGGUGGAACUGAACCAGAUGGACAUUACCCCCAAUGGAGGAGGAGUCAUAAAAAUUUAGAUAAAAUAGCUAAUUGUAACGGAUCUUUAUUAGAUUCUUUGUCUAAAUUAAUUGAUGCAUGUAAUGAUACAAAUUCUUCUUCUGAUAAAUGGCUCUCUCGAGUAGAAAGUAGUAAUUGGUUAACUCAUCUUAUGAAUUCAUUAAAUAUUGCUUGUUUAAUCGCUCAAUGUUUAGAUCAAGAAGGUGCAUCCGUCCUAGUUCAUGGUACUUUAGGUAUGGAUUCAACACUUUUAGUUACAUCAGUAGCUCAAGUAAUUUUAAAUCCGGAUUGUCGAACGGUUCGUGGAUUACAAGCUCUUGUUGAAAGAGAUUGGCUCCAAGCCGGGUAUCCCUUUCAAACUAGACACGCAAAAUUUUGUUACUCAACAGCAAGAAAUAAAAGUCAACAACCAACGUUUUUAUUAUUUUUAGAUUGUAUUCAACAAUUACAUUAUCAAUUCCCGUGUAGUUUUGAAUUUACAACUCAAAUGCUCAUUUUGUUAUUUGAACAUUCCUAUUUUAGUCAAUUUGGUACAUUCCUGGGUAAUUGUGAAUCGGAUCGUGAAAAAUUAAACGUCGCUCGAAAAACAACUAGUUUAUGGUCGUAUUUAAAUCGUCCCGAUGUUUUAACUUCGCUUUUAAAUCCUUUGUAUGAACCGAACAAAAUGGCUAUUUGGCCAAGUGUAGCCCCGGUUAGUUUAGUUUUAUGGAACGAAUUGUAUUUGAGAUGGACAAUCGAUCAGGUUCAACAAAAAAAAGCGAUGGCAAAAAUAAGCACUUUAAUACAAAAUGAUAAAAAUGCCAGAAGUAAAGUGAUCAAAUUGAGAAAACAAGUUUUAGAUUUACAAAAAGAAUACGACACUAUUGUUAAUAUUGAAGAAGCUAUUGAAGACGAAACGGGUAGUGGCUAAAAUGUGCUUUAAAAAUCUCUUUCAGAAAAUGAUUCUCUAGUCAUGAAAUUAUUUUUUAUUUCUUUUUGUAUGGUUUUGAUUUGAUAAUAAAAAGGCAAGAGAACAAAGAUAUUUUUGUUGGGUUUAAGAGAAAUUUAUAAAGGGGUGUUUAAAAACGAAUUGAAGAAAAUUGAUAUGACAUAUUUAUAAUAACUUAAUAAAAAAGGCACGGUACUUCUAUUUUGUAAUAGAUUUACGCAAAAAUUGAAUUAAAACAAAGUAUUUUCUAGAUUUAAACUAUGCUUUAAAAUUAAUUGUAAGCAACAAUUUAUGGCUCUAAUAAAAUGAAUCAAAAUAUA
Messenger RNA from Onthophagus taurus, 2195 nucleotides. Its product is annotated as myotubularin-related protein 9. Gene Ontology annotation, molecular function: protein phosphatase binding. NCBI's taxonomy places the organism in Eukaryota, Metazoa, Arthropoda, Insecta, Coleoptera, Scarabaeidae. Gene Ontology annotation, biological process: phosphatidylinositol dephosphorylation; negative regulation of autophagy. Gene Ontology annotation, cellular component: cytoplasm. The record is from RefSeq and is a predicted model, not a curated record.